GUUUACUCUUUAUGAAUUUGCGGUUCUUAAUCUCAUUUAUUAAACCAGUCAGUCAUGUGUUAGUGAUGUCAUUUCCCAAGUAAACAGAGGCUGUCAAAUAGUGAAAGUAGGAAGAAAGCCAUUUAAAUUAACAGGAUGCCUAUCCUUUUUUGUACUGUGGCACGGGGAACAACAGUCCUGGCUAAAUAUGCCAGUUGUGCAGGAAACUUCACGGAAGUAACGGAACAAAUUCUUGCAAAAAUACCACCUGAUAAUUCCAAGCUUACAUACUCACAUGGAAGUUAUUUAUUUCAUUAUAUCUGCGAGGACCGAAUUGUUUACCUUUGUAUAACAGAUGAUGAUUAUGAAAGGGCAAAGGCAUUUACAUUCCUGACAGAAAUUAAGAGGAAAUUCCAGAUGCAGUAUGGUGUGAGGGCACAGACAGCAUUACCUUAUGCAAUGAACAGUGAGUUCAGCAGAGUAAUGGCCACACAAAUGAGAGUUUCCUCCGAUAUUAACAAAUCAUCAGACAAAUUGGAAAAUGCCAAAGGUCAAGUGGAAGAAUUGAAAGGAAUCAUGGUCAGAAAUAUAGAUCAGAUAGCAGAUAGAGGUGAAAGAUUAGAAUUGUUGGUGGACAAAUCAGAAGAUCUAAGUGCCAAUGCUAUCACUUUUAAGAAAACCAGCCGAAAUUUGGCACGUUCUUUGUGGUGGAAAAAUAUAAAAAUAACCAUUAUAAUUGCUGUUGUUAUAAUUGUUGUUAUUUACUUUAUUGUAUCAGCGGCAUGUGGAGGAUUGGAUUGGCCAUGCACGAGGAAAUGAUGAUACAGUAUUGGUGUAUAGCAGGAAAAUGUACAAAGUGAUUCAAUAUUACACACAGCAUCCUAUGUUAACACUUGUGAUAACAGUUUUCUCUACCCUUAGUACUCUUUAUCAACGUUAAAAGGCUGACAUCUAGACAAAAAUG
This is a messenger RNA of Ruditapes philippinarum (Manila clam), 943 nucleotides long. Its product is annotated as vesicle-associated membrane protein 7-like. The record is from RefSeq and is a predicted model, not a curated record. Gene Ontology annotation, molecular function: SNAP receptor activity; SNARE binding. NCBI's taxonomy places the organism in Eukaryota, Metazoa, Mollusca, Bivalvia, Venerida, Veneridae. The transcript has 9 exons. Bases 136 to 798 code for a protein of 220 amino acids. Gene Ontology annotation, cellular component: SNARE complex; membrane. Gene Ontology annotation, biological process: exocytosis; vesicle fusion.